This is a messenger RNA of Acanthisitta chloris (rifleman), 1089 nucleotides long. RefSeq names its product TRAF3 interacting protein 3 (gene TRAF3IP3). The transcript is spliced from 9 exons. Lineage: Eukaryota; Metazoa; Chordata; Aves; Passeriformes; Acanthisittidae. The record is from RefSeq and is a predicted model, not a curated record. The annotation marks the transcript as partial.
AUGGUGAUUUUGCAGGAACUUUUCUCCACAUUGCUGCAAGCAUCAGAGAAAUCCUGGCAGGGUCAGCUAAAUGAAGAUAAAUUGAAGUGCAAACUAAGAGCCCUUGAAAAUCAGCUGCAGGCUUGCACCCAGAGUUACUCAAAGGAGUGUGUGAAGAAGAUCCUGAUAGAGAUGGAGGACCAGAAACAAACCUAUGAGCAGAAGGCAAAAGAGGCUCUCCAGAAGAUGCUGGAGGACAAACUCCAAGCAGAGCAGCAGCUGCAAAACUCUCAGAGGACCCUGGCAGCCACAAGAGAGGACCUUGCCUUCUGGAAAGAGCAUGACACCAUGCUCAAAGCUGAAUUAACCAAAAUUACCACAGCACACACAGAGCUUGAAAACAACUUCCACAUCUUACAAAGUGAGCUACAGAGAGCAGAUGCUCAGAAGGAGCAGCUGCAGCAGGCACUGCAGAGCCUGCAGAGCGAGCACAGCGCGCUGCGCCACAGAGCCAGUGUCCUGCGGCAGGACAACGACCUCAAGGCUGAGCACAUCAGCACCAUCGAAGAUAAACUACAAAAAGAACAAAAGCAGAAGGUAAAACUGGAGGAAAUAAUCAGCCAUUUACACAACCUGAUCCAGAACCAGAACAACCAACAGAAGAGUCAGGAGGGAACAGAGCAAAGGAAAGACCAGGUUCUCACCAUGCAGACUCCACCUCUCACUCCUGCCAAGAAGAAACAAAACGCUCUGUUAGAGCACCCUGAGAAGGAGGGAGAAGAAAAUCUGAAGGUUGAGGUGCAGAAAAGGACAUCCCAGCUCACAGCAAAGGAGAACGAGGUAUGUGUGGACACAGAGGUGGCAGAAGUGUCCCGUGCUGGCAGUGCCCGCGCGCGGGUGAAACGCUGCAGCCGCUGCAGGAGGAGCUCUGCCAGCCUGGGGGGGUACAGAAGGGAGGGGAUCCCUCCUGCUAACAGCUCCUUGCUGUGCUUUCAGUGCUCAGAGCUGCGCUCAGAGCUGGAGGCCCUGAGUGAGGAGUAUCGUUCCUGCCUGACCAGGCUGCGCCAGUGCCGCGACGAGCUCAACCGCUUCCACGGAAAACAGGCCAAG